This is a messenger RNA of Ectocarpus sp. CCAP 1310/34, 850 nucleotides long. Lineage: Eukaryota; Phaeophyceae; Ectocarpales; Ectocarpaceae. The record is from the annotation of a GenBank genome assembly.
AUGUCGGAUUCUGAGGAUGCAGGAAUGGCAGCAGCUGCGGAGAGGGCAGCAGCCGCGGAGAGGGCGAUAGAGGAAUUGAGGAAGAAAGUCCAGCUAGCGAUGGACAAGAUCGCUGCGUUAGAGAGUGCUGGGAAGGCAGCAGGUGGUCAAGCUGGGUGGCCAGCUGGAGGAGGUGUACAUGCCGGGGGUGGGCCCGGUGGAUCAGGGAGACUAUUUUUUGACAAGGACGGAAAGAUCGAUCCAAAUCAAUUUUUUUCAGAGAGGGGAAGAAGCCCCAUGUGUGGUACGGUGGGCACGAGCAGCAGGUGACGAGAGGAGUGCAGCAGCAGAGCAGCCGCCACAACCACGUCCUUGCAGGGCACAGCCGGUACGAGCAUCAGCAGCAACUGGUACCCAAUGAACGCCCACGCCCUCCCGCUGCUCCCCCUCCCGAGCAGUAGCACCAAUGCAGCUGCUGUGGAGAGAAAGGUCAUGUACAUCAGUAUUGCAAGUUCAACCUCGCCCGCGGACCGUUUCAGCAGCGGAGGAACGGUGCCUUUGGCGGCGGGUCUGUGUUCCAGCAGCAGCAGCAGCAACAACAGCAGAAGCCAGGCGUCGUGAAUGGCAGCACUGGCGGAUUUCAGCAGCAUCCGCGGCAACAACAGCUGGCGGCCGGCUCCACCCGUGGUGUGGUUGGACAGGUGAGUGGUGGGGUGUUUGCUGGCGAGAAGGUGGGGGGGGGCUGCUGCCGGUUCGUUUGUGGCGUGUUUGCUGGUAAAAGCCCCCGCCAAUGUAUCUUCUCCCAACGCAGUUACGCACCCCGCCACUUAUUCUCCCCCGUGACCCACGACAUAACGUGUAGCACCUGCAG